UACACCUUUUCACCCCCUUUUUUCACGACCUUUGCUCUCCACUACCUUCACCUCUCUUGCGAUAUUUCUACCCACACGAUCCGAGAGGAAUUCUACUACCACAAUCACGAAUAGACGUCUCGCCGGAACACUUUUACCGUUUACGACUUGACGACUUGAUCGAUCCGAGAGGGCAUCAAAUAUGUCCCAACAGAACCCUUUCCAAAACCCUGGUGCGGGGGGCAACUACCCUUACCACAACCAACCCCAGCCCGGUCCCGGCGGACUGCCGUCUCAGCCGAUUCCUGCUGAUCCUCAACAAGGAGGAUACUAUGAUGCCGAUCGUGAGAUGAGGGAACGAUACGAAGGCGGUGGUGUCGGCAGAGAGACUUGGGCAAGCGAGAGCGGAUACAGUGGCGAGUACCAACAACCCGGUGCUCAGGCCAACUACUACCCGUCUCGUUCCAGCACCCCUACCUAUACCGAGGGUAGCAACGGUGGCCACCGUGGACGAGAGCCUUACCCGGCCUGGACUCAGGAGGCCAACAUUCCCUUGUCCAAGGAGGAGAUCGAAGACGUCUUGAUCGAUCUGGCCAACAAGUUUGGAUUUCAAAAGGACUCGUCGCGAAACAUCUUCGACUUUUUGAUGAUCCAGCUCGACUCGCGAGCCUCUCGAAUGUCCCCCGACCAAGCGCUCCUGACCCUCCACGCCGACUACAUCGGAGGAGAGCACGCCAACUACCGAAAGUGGUACUUUGCCGCUCAGCUCGAUCUCGACGACGCCAUCGGUGCCGCCCAGAACCCUGGUCUCGCUCGUGUCAAGUCGGUCCGAAGCAAGAAGAAGCCCAUCACGGCUUCGGCCAAAUCGCUCGACUCGGCCGUCUCGAGGUGGAGGACCGCCAUGAACAACAUGUCCCAGUACGACAGGUUGAGGCAGGUCGCCUUGUUCCUCUUGUGCUGGGGUGAAGCCGCCCAGGUCAGGUUCACCCCUGAAUGUCUGUGCUUCAUCUUCAAGUGCGCCGACGACUACUAUCGAAGCCCCGAAUGCCAGAACAGGAUCGAGCCCGUUCCCGAAGGUCUCUACCUGAGGAGCGUUGUCAAGCCCCUGUACAGGUUCCUUCGAGACCAAGGGUACGAGGUCGUCGACGGCAAGUUCCUGAGGAGGGAGCGAGACCACCAUGAGAUUAUCGGUUACGACGAUGUCAACCAGCUGUUCUGGUACCCCGAGGGUAUCGCCAGGAUCCAGCUCGCGGACAAGACCCGUCUGAUCGACAUCCCGCCCGCUCAGAGGUUCAUGAAGCUCGACAAAGUCGACUGGAGCAAAGCCUUCUUCAAGACCUAUUUGGAGAAGCGAAGCGCCGUUCAUCUCCUCGUCAACUUUAACCGAAUCUGGGUGUUGCACAUCUCGACCUUUUGGUUCUACACUGCCUGGAACGCUCCUACCGUCUACUCGCCUCGAAACUCCACCACCGCCACCAAGCCCAUGUCAUUCUCGAUGACGGCAUUGGGUGGAGCCGUCGCCUCAUUGAUCAUGAUUGCCGCCACACUUGCCGAAUUCUCGUACAUCCCGACCACCUGGAACAACACCUCGCAUCUAACGAGGCGAUUGAUCUUCCUGUUGAUCAUCCUGGCCAUCACCGGUGGACCCUCGAUCUACAUUGCCUUCUUCGACCAGAGCUCGCAAGUCUCGCUCAUCAUCAGUAUCGUUCAAUUCGGUCUCGCCAUCGCCUCGGUCGUCAUGUUCACCGUCAUUCCCUCGGGCCGGAUGUUCGGAGAUCGAGUCGCCGGCAAGAACCGAAAGUACUUGGCCAACCAGACCUUUACCGCCUCUUACCCCAAAUUGGAGAGGAGCUCGCGGGUCGCAUCUAUCAUGCUCUGGGUCCUCGUUUUCGGUCUCAAGCUCACCGAGAGUUACUUCUUCUUGACCUUGUCUUUCCGUGAUCCCAUUAGGGUCAUGGUCGGUAUGAAGGUGCAGAACUGUAACGACAAGGCGUUUGGUGCCGGUCUCUGCCGCAACCAGCCCGCGUUUACGCUCGCGAUCAUGUUCGUAAUGGAUCUCAUCCUCUUCUUCCUGGACACUUUCCUCUGGUACGUCAUCUGGAACACGGUCUUCAGUAUCGCUCGGUCGUUUGCCCUCGGCAUGAGCAUUUGGACGCCUUGGAAAGACAUCUUCAUGAGGUUGCCUAAGCGAAUCUACGCCAAGCUCUUGGCCACCAACGACAUGGAGGUCAAGUACAAGCCCAAGGUCUUGGUAUCCCAGGUCUGGAACGCCAUCAUCAUCUCGAUGUACCGAGAGCAUUUGCUUUCGAUCGACCAUGUUCAGAAGCUGCUUUACCACCAGGUUCCCUCGGACAACGAGGGCAAGAGGACCCUUCGCGCGCCCGCCUUCUUCAUCGCUCAAGGAGAGAAGAGCGCGUCCAACAUCGAAUUCUUCCCGCACGGAAGCGAAGCGGAGAGGCGAAUCUCUUUCUUUUCGCAAUCGCUCACGACCGCCCUGCCCGAGCCCCUGCCUAUCGACGCUAUGCCUACCUUUACGGUCCUGGUGCCUCACUACUCUGAAAAGAUCCUGCUGUCUCUCAGGGAGAUUAUCCGAGAGGAGGAUCAGAACACGCGUGUUACCCUGUUGGAAUACCUCAAGCAGCUUCACCCCAUCGAGUGGGAGAACUUUGUCAAGGACACCAAGAUUCUGGCUGAGGAAUCGACCAUGUUCUCUGGGCAGAACCCCUUCGGUGGUGGCUCGGAUGAAAAGGGCGAUUCGAAAAAGACGGACGACAUUCCCUUCUACACUGUCGGUUUCAAGUCUGCCGCGCCCGAAUACACCCUGCGAACCCGGAUCUGGGCGUCUUUGCGUGCGCAGACCCUCUACCGUACGGUCUCUGGUUUCAUGAACUACUCCAAGGCGAUCAAGCUCUUGUACCGUGUCGAGAACCCGGAAGUCGUUCAGCUCUUUGGCGGCAACACGGACAAGCUGGAGCGAGAGCUCGAGAGGAUGUCCCGCCGAAAGUUCAAGUUUGUCGUCUCUAUGCAACGUUACUCCAAGUUCAACAAGGAGGAACACGAGAACGCCGAAUUCCUCUUGCGCGCCUAUCCCGAUUUGCAAAUCGCCUACCUUGACGAGGAGCCUCCUCGCAAGGAGGGUGGCGAGCCCCGAAUCUUCUCUGCUCUUAUCGAUGGUCACUCCGAGGUUUUGCCCAACGGCCGAAGGCGACCCAAGUUUAGGAUCGAAUUGCCCGGAAACCCUAUCUUGGGAGACGGUAAAUCGGACAAUCAGAACCACGCCAUCGUCUUUUACCGUGGAGAAUACCUCCAGCUCAUCGACGCGAACCAGGACAACUAUUUGGAGGAGUGUCUCAAGAUCCGUAACGUGCUCGCCGAGUUUGAGGAGUUCAAUGUCUCUAGCCAAAGUCCCUACACUCAGUGGGGUAGUGCCGCCUUCUCGAAACCGCCCGUUGCCAUCUUGGGAGCUAGGGAGUACAUCUUUUCGGAGAACAUCGGUAUUCUUGGAGACAUCGCCGCUGGAAAGGAACAGACAUUUGGUACCUUGGCUGCCCGUUCGCUCUCUUGGAUCGGCGGAAAGUUGCAUUACGGUCAUCCGGAUUUCUUGAAUGCCAUCUACAUGAACACUCGAGGUGGUGUCUCCAAGGCACAAAAGGGUCUGCACCUGAACGAAGAUAUCUACGCCGGUAUGAACGCAUUCGGACGAGGCGGAAGGAUCAAGCAUUCCGAGUACUACCAAUGUGGAAAAGGUCGUGACCUGGGUUUCGGCACUAUUCUCAAUUUCCAGACCAAGAUCGGAACCGGUAUGGGAGAGCAGAUGCUCAGCCGAGAGUACUACUACCUCGGAACGCAGCUACCUAUCGACAGGUUCCUCACUUUCUACUAUGGACAUCCCGGUUUCCACAUCAAUAACAUCUUGGUCAUUCUGUCGGUCCAGGUGUUCAUGGUCGUCUUGACCUUUUUGGGUACCAUGAACAAGGAGCUGUUCAUCUGUCGAUACAACUCGAACGGCGAGAUCCGACCCGGCCAAUCCGGUUGUUACAACUUGGUCCCCGUCUACCAGUGGAUCGAGCGAUGCAUCAUUGCCGUCUUCAUCGUCUUCUUUAUCGCCUUCCUGCCGCUCUUCUUGCAAGAGUUGACGGAACGUGGAGCGGGACGCGCGAUCAUCCGGCUGGCCAAGCACUUCAUGUCGCUCUCUCCCAUCUUCGAGGUGUUCUCCACCCAGAUCUACACCCACUCGAUUUUGAACGACUUGAACUUUGGAGGUGCUCGAUACAUUGCGACCGGACGAGGAUUUGCCACCACACGAAUCUCGUUCAGUAUCCUGUACUCGCGAUUCGCUGGACCGUCGAUCUACCUUGGUCUUCGUACCCUCAUCCUCUUGCUCUACAUCACCUUGACCAUAUGGACGCCGUACUUGAUCUACUUCUGGAUCACCGUAUUGUCGCUCGCCAUCGCGCCGUUCCUCUUCAACCCGCACCAAUUCUCCUUCAGCGACUUCGUCAUCGACUACCGAGAGCUGCUUCGAUGGAUGUCUCGAGGAAACUCGCGCACCCAUGCCAACUCUUGGGUCGGCUACUGCCGUCUCUCGCGAACCCGUAUCACCGGAUUCAAGAGGAAGCGUCUCGGACUGCCUUCGGAGAAGCUAUCGAGCGAUGUGCCCCGUGCGCCUUGGAGGGCAAUCGUGCUGUCCGAGAUCCUGGCUCCUCUGGCCUUGGCGAUUAUCUUUGUCGUCGCCUACCUCUUUGUCAAGUCAUUCCCGGUCGAAGGCUCCUAUCAGCCCGGUUUGCUGCGGAUCGCUGUCAUCAGUUUGGGACCGAUCGUCUUCAACAUGGCGUUGUUGAUCGUUCUCUUCCUGAUCAGUCUGUUCUUGGGACCUUGCCUUAACGGUUAUACCAACCAGUUCGGAGCCGUCAUGGCCGCCAUUGCUCAUUUCGGUGCUGUUGUGGGGCUCUGUGCCUUCUUCGAGUUCCUCUGGUUCCUCGAGUUGUGGAACACGUCGCACGCCGUACUUGGAGUGAUCGCUGUCAUUAUGGUGCAGCGAUGCAUCUUUAAGAUUUUGAUCGCUGUGUUCCUCUCUCGAGAGUUCAAGCACGACGAGACCAACCGAGCGUGGUGGACUGGUGUUUGGUUCAACCGAGGUCUUGGCAAGCAUGUUCUCAGUCAACCCGCUCGAGAAUUCAUCGUCAAGGUUAUCGAGAUGGGUCUAUACUCUGCGGACUUUUUGAGCUGUCACGCCCUUCUCCUGGUGUUGACUAUUCCAGUCUUGAUCCCCUACUCGGACCGGUUGCACUCGACCAUGCUCUUCUGGCUUCGACCGAGUCGACAGAUCCGUCCUCCGAUCUAUUCGUUCCGUCAGCGAAGCCAACGUCGAAAGAUCGUAGCCAAAUACUCGAUCGUCUACGCUCUCAUUCAGGGAAUCUUCAUCGCCCUGAUCGUGUUGCCCCUCAUUUUCCGUCACGUCCUCGACCUAACGCCCUCUUCAGUACCCUUCAGCGGAGCCAUCUAGACGACUCUUUCACCUUCAUUGAUUAGCCACAAAGCACGACCAGCAUGUAGUAUCCGUAUUCACGAGUUGACACGGACGUUUCAUCCAUGACCCAAGAUAGAUGUUUCAAGAGAACCUAGGCAAGAUUGCUCAGACCCUGUUCGCUGUUCGCAUGAGUGCAUGACUCAUCCGAUCGAUCGACUU
This is a messenger RNA of Filobasidium floriforme, 5668 nucleotides long. RefSeq names its product glucan synthase. Gene Ontology annotation, cellular component: plasma membrane; 1,3-beta-D-glucan synthase complex. Lineage: Eukaryota; Fungi; Basidiomycota; Tremellomycetes; Filobasidiales; Filobasidiaceae. Gene Ontology annotation, biological process: fungal-type cell wall polysaccharide biosynthetic process; (1->3)-beta-D-glucan biosynthetic process. The record is from RefSeq and is a predicted model, not a curated record. The transcript has 13 exons. Gene Ontology annotation, molecular function: 1,3-beta-D-glucan synthase activity. The coding region runs from base 182 to 5485 and encodes 1767 amino acids.